Cololabis saira (Pacific saury) is the source of this 1737-nucleotide messenger RNA. RefSeq names its product serine/arginine-rich splicing factor 4-like. The record is from RefSeq and is a predicted model, not a curated record. The transcript has 2 exons. Lineage: Eukaryota; Metazoa; Chordata; Actinopteri; Beloniformes; Belonidae. Bases 1 to 1737 code for a protein of 578 amino acids.
AUGAAGUCCAUCUCAGACCCCCUGCUGGACCUCCCACAGUUUGUCUACCGAGGAACCAGGUCAGCUGAUGAUGCAGUUAAUUCUCACUCUCGGUCUGACUCCCAGUCUCACUCCCAGCCUCACUCUUGGUCUGACUCCCAGUCUCACUCCUGGUCUCACUCCCAGUCUCACUGCCAGUCUCACUCCCGGUCUCACUCCCAGUCUCACUCUUGGUCUGACUCCCAGUCUCACUCCCAGUCUCACUCUUGGUCUGACUCCCAGUCUCACUCCCGGUCUCACUCCCAGUCUCACUCUUGGUCUGACUCCCAGUCUCACUCCCAGUCUCACUGCCAGUCUCACUCCCGGUCUCACUCCCAGUCUCACUCUUGGUCUGACUCCCAGUCUCACUCCCAGUCUCACUCUUGGUCUGACUCCCAGUCUCACUCCCAGUCUCACUCUUGGUCUGACUCCCAGUAUCACUCCCGGUCUCACUCCCAGUCUCACUCUUGGUCUGACUCCCAGUCUCACUCCCAGUCUCACUCCCAGUCUCACUCCCAGUCUCACUGCCAGUCUCACUCUUGGUCUGACUCCCAGUCUGACUCCCAGUCUUACUCUUGGUCUGACUCCCAGUCUCACUCCCAGUCUCACUCUUGGUCUGACUCCCAGUAUCACUCCCGGUCUCACUCCCAGUCUCACUCUUGGUCUGACUCCCAGUCUCACUCCCAGUCUCACUCCCAGUCUCACUGCCAGUCUCACUCCCGGUCUCACUCCCGUUCUCACUCCCAGUCUCACUCCCAGUCUCACUCUUGGUCUGACUCCCGUUCUCACUCCCGGUCUGACUCCCAGUCUCACUCCCAGUCUCACUCUUGGUCUGACUCCCAGUCUCACUCCCAGUCUCACUCUUGGUCUGACUCCCAGUAUCACUCCCGGUCUCACUCCCAGUCUCACUCUUGGUCUGACUCCCAGUCUCACUCCCAGUCUCACUCCCAGUCUCACUGCCAGUCUCACUCCCGGUCUCACUCCCGUUCUCACUCCCAGUCUCACUCUUGGUCUGACUCCCAGUCUCACUCCCGGUCUCACUCCCAGUCUCACUCCCAGUCUCACUCUUGGUCUGACUCCCAGUAUCACUCCCGGUCUCACUCCCAGUCUCACUCUUGGUCUGACUCCCAGUCUCACUCCCAGUCUCACUCCCAGUCUCACUCUUGGUCUGAGUUCCAGUUUCACUCCCAGUCUCACUCCCAGUCUCACUGCCAGUCUCACUCCCGGUCUCACUCCCGUUCUCACUCCCAGUCUCACUCUUGGUCUGACUCCCAGUCUCACUCCCAGUCUCACUCCCAGUCUCACUCUUGGUCUGACUCCCAGUAUCACUCCCGGUCUCACUCCCAGUCUCACUCUUGGUCUGACUCCCAGUCUCACUCCCAGUCUCACUCCCAGUCUCACUCUUGGUCUGAGUUCCAGUUUCACUCCCAGUAUCACUGCCAGUCUCACUCCCAGUCUCAUUCCCAGUUUCACUCUUGGUCUGACUCCCAGUCUAACUCCCGGUCUGACUACCAGUCUCACUCCCAGUCUCACUCCGAGUCUCACUCCCGGUUUGACUCCCAGUCUCACUCCCGGUCUGACUCCCAGUCUCACUCCCGGUCUGACUCCCAGUCUCACUCCCGGUCUGACUCCCAGUCUCACUCCCGGUCUGACUCCCAGUCUCACUCCCGGUCUGACUCCCAGUCUCACUCCCGGUCUGACUCCCAAUCUCUCUCCUAG